ACUUGCAUUUUUCAUGUUGAAAUUGAGGGUCCCAACUAAAAAAAGGUCCCCCCUUCCCAUUUAUCAACCCAUUUAUUAUUUCGGUUCCUUUUUUAAUUACCUUUCCCCAUAACUCAAAGGUACUCUGUCCUCAAUCAUGGAGACUCAAAAAUGCUUCAGAUCAUCCACUUUCUUUUUCAUCUUCAUCUUCUUAAUUUGUACCGCCGGAAUCACGAAUUGGAAUAGUGCACAGGCCAAGCUCGAAGAUCCCGCCGCAAGAAUGCCGAUGGCGCGGUCUUCGUACGGCGGCGGCGCCGACAUCGGAGGAGGUAACGGGGUGGAUCUGGAAGGAGACGAAUCCGGAAGCCGGAGAUCUCUGCUGUGGCCGGCGGUGAGGUACUACAUUUCGUACGCGGCGCUGUCGGCGGACAGGGUCCCCUGCCCUCCGCGCUCCGGCAGGUCGUACUACACGCUCAACUGCCACCUGGCCACCGGACCGGUCCGCCCUUACUACAGAGGCUGCUCCGCCAUCACGCGCUGCCGGCGGUGACCUCAAUCGCGCGGUGUGAGUACGACGUAUAUAUAUGCCGCUCUGCGAAGCUCGUUUCUUAUUUCAGCUUGAGUUUUGUAUGGUUUGGUUGUUGGAUCUGUGUAAGCUGAAGUAGUUACUGCCCAUAUUUUUAAUGAAAAAAGAUUUCUCAUUUUU
Cuscuta campestris is the source of this 685-nucleotide messenger RNA. NCBI's taxonomy places the organism in Eukaryota, Viridiplantae, Streptophyta, Magnoliopsida, Solanales, Convolvulaceae. The record is from the annotation of a GenBank genome assembly.